UCCACUACAAAGAUUCCAGUCGGGGACCAGUCUCUUUCCUUUCCUUUCCACCAAUGGCGGGUCUGCAUACCUCCCUCCGCCCCCAACCGCCCUCCUCCGCCUCCAACCACCAUACCUUCACCGCCAAGCUUCUCCUGCUCCUCACCGUCCUGCCCCUCUCUCUCGCACUUUUCGCUUUCCUCCUCCAGUGGCGCGGCGGAGGCGUCGAUGAUCCAAUCGCGCGCUGGUCUCCCGAUGAAUCGCACAAGUUCCCAGGCAUGGAUCCGUCACCUCUCGCCACCGUCGGUCACCAUUCUUCGCACUCUUCCGAUUGCUCCUCGCUUGUAGGAAACUCCAACAAGGCGGCGUUUCCUUAUUUCAGAGACUGGAAGUACAAGUUCGAUGCCGAUCUUAAACCCAAGAUUUGUAUUACAACAAGUACAUCUGCUGGCUUGGAGCAGAUCCUCCCAUGGAUGUUUUAUCAUAAAGUUAUUGGGGUUUCAACAUUUUUCCUCUUUGUUGAAGGGAAGGCUGCAUCUCCUGCAGUAUCCAAAGUUUUGGAAUCCAUUCCAGGAGUGAAAGUAAUAUACAGAACCAAAGAGCUGGAGGAGCAACAAGCUAAAAGCCGGAUCUGGAAUGAAACUUGGUUGUCAAGUUUCUUUUACAAACCUUGCAAUUAUGAACUUUUUGUGAAGCAAUCCCUAAAUAUGGAGAUGGCGAUAGUUAUGGCAAGGGAUGCUGGUGUGGACUGGAUACUUCAUUUGGAUACUGAUGAAUUAAUACAUCCGGCUGGUGCUAGGGAGUAUUCUUUGAGGCAGUUGUUGUUGGAUGUGCCUCGGAAUGUAGACAUGGUCGUAUUCCCCAACUAUGAGAGCAGUGUUGAACGAGAUGACAUCAAGGAUCCUUUCAUAGAGGUCUCUAUGUUCAAGAAAAAUUAUGACCACUUGACAAAAGACACAUAUUUUGGUAUGUAUAAGGAAUCAACCCGUGGCAAUCCAAACUACUUCCUGACCUAUGGAAAUGGGAAAUCAAUGGCUCGAAUUCAAGAUCAUCUUCGCCCUAAUGGAGCACACAGAUGGCACAACUACAUGAAAACUCCAAAUGAGAUAAAAUUAGAAGAGGCAGCAGUCUUACAUUAUACAUAUGCCAAGUUCUCUGAUUUGACAUCUAGGAGGGAUCGAUGUGGUUGUAAGCCUACAAAGGAGGAUGUGAAGCGAUGCUUUAUGUUGGAAUUUGAUAGAUCUGCGUUUAUUAUCGCUUCAACUGCAACAGAGGAGGAGAUGCUGUCCUGGUAUAACGAGCAUGUCGUCUGGAAUGACAGAGCCCUCAACUUGAAAUUGCUGAGGAAGGGAAUUUUAGCACGCAUAUACGCUCCUAUGACAAUCGUCCAAGCUUUAAGGGAAUCCGGCAUAUUCGAAUCAAUCAUUUCUUCAGCCAACGCAACACUAUCCAAAGACAAAUUCUUAGCAUCCAUCGAGAGCAGCAACUCCUCCAGGAAUGGCGCAUCUGCAGUACUCAAAUCGAGAAAAAUGGGUAGAAACCGAGAGUCCCAGGCAACAGCCAGAAAAACUCUGGAAACAACUUCAUACCUUGUACUGCAAGAAGAAGCUGCUGCUGUACCGCCAUUAUCUCCUCCAGCCAUGGACAUGGAAGGUAACCCCCCCUCUAAGGUCAAUGAGUGAUUCUCCUUACCUGCAUUAUUUGCUGCUUUUUUCUUUUCUGUCGUAUAAAUGGAUGGAAGAAGAGGACAUUCUAGAGGUGUCCUCCUCUUUAGGCAUAGGGAAGAUUUGAGCAAGCAAGGGCGGGCUAUUCCCGAUCAAUUACCCAAGCGUGAGGUCAGGUGUAUAUUAUAAUAGCAUCGUAUAGCCGAGAGAGAGGGUGUGGGCUGGGGAGAUUUUUCUGCAGCUCCAUGACUUUUGUGAGAUCUUAUUAGAGAUAAAUUCGACAUUGACAUUAAAAUGUGUAUAGAAAACCAACCUCUAACCGGCACCCCAAUUUGUUUUUUGUAGAGCAUAACUAUUUCUUCAAUCCACCAUUUUCUUGGUGCUUCCUUGUGAUUUUAGACACUACUUUCACUUUACCUUAAUGUCAGCUAUGUCCUAUUUUUCAGAUUA
This is a messenger RNA of Andrographis paniculata, 2093 nucleotides long. RefSeq names its product glycosyltransferase-like KOBITO 1. The record is from RefSeq and is a predicted model, not a curated record. The coding region runs from base 54 to 1661 and encodes 535 amino acids. Gene Ontology annotation, biological process: cellulose biosynthetic process; response to abscisic acid. The transcript is spliced from 11 exons. Lineage: Eukaryota; Viridiplantae; Streptophyta; Magnoliopsida; Lamiales; Acanthaceae.